UGUCUGGCGAUGAAUUAAACAGCCACCAUGUUGAGCAAAAAGGCAAAGACCAAGACCAAGAAGCGCCCUCAGCGCACAACAUCCAAUGUGUUUGCCAUGUUUGACCAGUCACAGAUUCAGGAGUUCAAAGAGGCCUUCAACAUGAUUGAUCAGAAUAGAGAUGGCUUCAUCGACAAGAAAGAUCUGUAUGAUAUGCUUGCUUCUCUUGGGAAGAAUCCAACUGAUUCUUACCUCGAUGCCAUGAUGAAUGAGGCCCCAGGUCCCAUCAAUUUCACCAUGUUCCUUACGAAGUUUGGGGAGAAGCUAAAUGGGACAGAUCCGGAAGAUGUUAUCAGAAAUGCUUUUGCUUGCUUUGAUGAAGAAGCAGCAGGCACCAUUCAGGAAGAUUACCUGCGGGAGCUGCUGACUACCAUGGGAGAUCGGUUUACGGAGGAGGAAGUGGAUGAGCUGUACAGAGAAGCACUUAUUGACAAAAAGGGGAAUUUCAAUUACAUUGAGUUCACGCACAUCCUUAAACAUGGAGCAAAAGACAAGGAUGACUGA
Messenger RNA from Chrysochloris asiatica (Cape golden mole), 543 nucleotides. RefSeq names its product myosin regulatory light chain 12B-like. Lineage: Eukaryota; Metazoa; Chordata; Mammalia; Afrosoricida; Chrysochloridae. The coding region runs from base 28 to 543 and encodes 171 amino acids. Gene Ontology annotation, molecular function: calcium ion binding. The record is from RefSeq and is a predicted model, not a curated record. Gene Ontology annotation, cellular component: cytoplasm; stress fiber; myofibril. The transcript has a single exon.